This is a messenger RNA of Peronospora matthiolae, 126 nucleotides long. NCBI's taxonomy places the organism in Eukaryota, Oomycota, Peronosporomycetes, Peronosporales, Peronosporaceae. The record is from the annotation of a GenBank genome assembly.
AUGUAUGUGUUGCAUGUUGCCAAGACGCUCAACUUUGUCGAGUACUUGAACUUCAAGGAAGUGCUGCAGCAGAUGGAUCUUACGUUUGGCUGGUUUGAGCAAGGAGCGCUACUCGAAAACCUGUAG